AUGAUCGGAACCUCCACUUUUGAGUAUUUCUUUAUACGGACUUGCAUCCUAUUUCUUCACAACAUUGCACCAGUCAGCAUUUUAUACAGCAUUCAUUUACUUACCGUUCAAUUUUUUCACUUGCCAAGUUAUCUCGAAUACAUACCCUACCCUAUCCAUGUCUGGCUUACUGCAGAGACAGUGUUUUUCAUCACAGUCUUCAUACCACUCAAUCACGCUCUCAACCAUUCUCCUAUCUACCAUAGGCCUCUAUCCCCGAAGUGCAGAGAGAGAUUAUUUAGAAGUUGCAACGCGAACGUACCAAACGUGGAAAAUUAUCUCAGCCGGUGGCUUAUGGUCUCAGAAGCUACAUGCAUCAAGCGCGAUAACGUGGAAGACUUUAUCAGGUGGGCAUUUUUCAGACCCGGGUAUACGCGUGAGCAGGACCAACAGAAUGAAGGGGAAAUCGAGGCCUAUACAACAGAAAUUGAGAAGCUGAUUGGAAGAAAGCUGUCACCGGGAAGAAUGAAUGUGAAAGGUCUUGGUCAGCUUCUAAACGAAGCAGGCGGUUCACAUCGUAGCCUGCUAUGGUACACUUGUGUCUCUGCGGUUGACACUAUAAUGUACUGCAGGAUGUUACACGACGGAUACCACUUCCAUCGCAGCACGCUCUCGCGAUUCUUUACCGUCUUUCCGUUUCGCCCUCUCACGAUGCUCACGGCCUACCGAUCCCCAGUGCGGCAUCUCACAUACUGGCAUCGACGGCAUACAUCCAAGGAACGGCUACCAGUGCUAUUCAUACAUGGUAUCGGAAUUGGUCUAUACCCUUACACGACCUUCCUCCGAGACCUCGAUAGGGAACUAGAGACGGGGGCGACCGCCGAUAAUGAGGUUGGCAUCAUCGCACUUGAAGUCAUGCCGAUAAGCUCUCGGAUAACUCAUCCGGCUCUGGAAAAGGAUGUUAUGAUCAUGGAGAUCAUGGGGAUCUUGCAGUAUCACGGAUGGUGCAAAUUUGUACUUGUGUCUCACUCUUAUGGCUCCAUAAUCGCUGCACACCUUCUUAAGUCCGAUCAGAUUGCGGCGCUCAUCGGACCUACGGUUUUUAUUGAUCCCGUCUCAUUCCUCCUCCAUCUACCUGACGUGGCAUACAACUUCAUAGCCCGUCGGCCAGCACGGGCCAAUGAAUACCAGCUUUGGUAUUUUGGAACUAAAGAUCUAGGCGUCGCGCAUACGUUGGCAAAGAGAUUUUCCUGGACCGACAACAUCAUUUGGAAGGAGGAUCUCGGGAUAAAGGGCGGAAAGAACCAGGAGGGUCGAAAUGUUACAGUUGUUUUGAGUGGUAAGGAUUUGAUUGUUGAUGCCGAAGCGGUGGGACUGUACUUGAUGGGUUCAUCAUCAGAAGCCCAGACAGGUGAGGAAGAAGCAACACGAGCAUGGAAAAACAGGUCCUGGAUUGGGUACGGGCUGGAGCUGCUAUGGUAUGAACAGUUGGAUCAUGCCCAGGUUUUUGAUGUAGAGAAUACUAGGCGACCAGUCAUUAGGGUGGUCUCCUCAUAUUCAGCUACGGGCUGA
Penicillium subrubescens is the source of this 1551-nucleotide messenger RNA. RefSeq lists its product as uncharacterized. The coding region runs from base 1 to 1551 and encodes 516 amino acids. The transcript is spliced from 2 exons. The record is from RefSeq and is a predicted model, not a curated record. Lineage: Eukaryota; Fungi; Ascomycota; Eurotiomycetes; Eurotiales; Aspergillaceae.